Messenger RNA from Malania oleifera, 2401 nucleotides. RefSeq lists its product as uncharacterized. The transcript has 3 exons. NCBI's taxonomy places the organism in Eukaryota, Viridiplantae, Streptophyta, Magnoliopsida, Santalales, Ximeniaceae. The coding region runs from base 131 to 400 and encodes 89 amino acids. The record is from RefSeq and is a predicted model, not a curated record.
CUAUAUAUAUACACCGGGCUUUGUCGAAGACGAUUUCUCAUCUGCUUUUCUGCCUCUUGAGUCGGCUUCUGCUCUGCAAAAGACCCAUCUUCCUCUAUCGGCCGUCUGUUGUCUGAAUCUUCCGGGACAAAUGGGAGGAGGCAACGGUCAGAAGUCCAAGAUGGCUCGCGAGAGGAACUUGGAGAAGCAGAAGGCCGCCGGCAAAGGAAGUCAGCUGGAUUCAAAUAAGAAAGCCAUGACCAUCCAGAGGCCGUGCCUUGGUGCGAUGGCAAGUGCCUCUGCCUCGGUAUCGGUGGUCUCGGGUUCGAGACUUGGGAGCGACCUCUCCAAAAAUGGGGGUAAGACUUGCAGAGAUCCACCUCUCCCAGACCCCACUCAAAGAGGGAGCCUUGUGCACUAGGUAUGGCUUUUUUUUUUUUUUUUUUUAUUCUAAAAAAUUUCCUCCCAUGAGCUUUUUAUAUUGUUAAAUUAACUUACAAGCAAGAAAUAAAGUUCUCGAUUGAAAUAAAGUUAUCCAAAAAAAAGUAUUGUGCUUGUUUAUCAUAAAAAAACACAACUAUUGUGGCUUACACUCUUAAUAAUCAAAUUAGUUCACAUAAUGCAAGUUUUAUUAUCAUCAAAAUUAGUUAUGGAGGCAACGCAUACAGUGUAAAAGUUCUUAUGAUGUGUUCUCAUAGAUUUGUCAAAUAAGUUGAGGAGAAAUAGGGCAACAGAGAAAUUGAAAUUGUGAAAGUAAGAAAAUAUGCAGCAUAGUCAAAUUGGACGUUGUUGCUGAUUAAGACGAUUGUGGAGAAGAAGAAACAAUAAUGCUUUGGGUUCAUGCCUGUUGAAAAAGAUGAUUAUGGUGGCAUUUGGUAGAUUGAAUUUAGAUUUGAAGGAGGUAGAUUAUAAUCUUUUUAUGGAUUACUUGGUGGCAUAGGGGAUGAGAUGGCAACACCACAACUCAUAGUUGUUGGCUUGGUAUAAGGGUAGAAUGAUCCAGCCACUCCUACUUUUCUAAAAAAAGGCCGUACCCAGUGCACAAGGCUCCCACAUUGAGUGGAGUCUGGGAAAGGUGGAUGUCGGCAAGCCUUACCCCUAUUUUUGGAGAGGCUGCUCCCGAGUCUCGAACCCGAGACCACCCGUACCGAGGCGGAGGCACUUGCCAUCGCACCAAGGCACGGCCUCUCCACUCCUACUUUUCUCUAUUUUCAAAAAUUGCCAUCUUGCUUUUUGCCAAAACAAGCUUAUUUUAUUUUAGUUGUAUUUAUACCAGUUUAAUUAAGUCUUAGAAAUUUAAGGAACGUAUCAUUUCCGUCUCUUGUUCUUUUGGUUUCAUAGCAGGAUAAAAAAAAAAAAAAAAAAACAGGUGGCAACAACAUAUUUGUUUGCAUUGCUAGUUUUAUGUGUUUAUUGUCUGAUUUAGCUAUAUUAGCAGCUCUUCUGUUGCAAAAUAUUUCUCUCCUGAUUUAUGUUUCCUGAGUCAAUUCUUCAUGUCAGUCAAUAGUUGCAGCAAAAUAAAAAAUGCACUCUGGUACAAGUUUAAGGUACUUCUGCAAUGGAUAGGUUUGCUGAACAUAAUUUAUGAAAUUAAUUAUUAUUCUUUCCAUGUUUAAUGUAGAAGUCAUCUUUAAAUAAUGCAAACAGUUAAUCCAAUGCAGUUUACUGAACAGGCAUGGAGAGUCUCCAUUGGAGACAAAUUACUGACCUGUUUAGUGCAUGGGUUAGAUCAGAAUUUUAAAGAAGUUUUCCAAUAUAUGAUUAUUGUUGUUUGAUAUCCCUCCAUUUGUUAACAGGAGUCCUCAUGUUUUUUGUGUCUCUGUGCAAAACAAGUACUCUGGUAAAUAAACAAAGACACACACAAUAUAAAGAUUUGAGACUUCCUCUGCAUGUUUGGAUGCUUUUUCCAGGCAGGGGUUUUUGGUUGUUUGUGGAUGCUGUUCAUGUAUGAAAAAUUUAAAUCAAAGCAGAAAGAAAACUUCUACAACAAGCUAGAAAGUAAAUUCUUAAAACUAGUGAAGGAUUUACAAUGGAAGAACCACAAAAAUUAAAUAAAGAAUAUUUGAAAGUCAUUGGGAACAGCUACAAAAAGGUUCUUGUGGGAUGCAUUUUUUUUUCUUGUCCAUUGGGAAGGUCCAGAGGCCCAACCACAUCCAACAUGGCUAUUUUGCUAGCUGUGUCAAGAUCUUGCUCUCCCAUCCAUUGGGUCUAAUAUUUUUCAAAAUAGGAACAUGCACAGUUCAUUCCUCUGUUUCUGAAUUGUUACAUUAACUUUAGUAGUUGAUUGGAUUGUACAAAAUCAAAGUUCACAUUUUUGCAGAGCAAACAAAUGUGUUAAAUACAUUCACCCAAACAUGGGAGGUCAUUGGAUUUGUGGAUUUGAAUGAAAUGCUAUAUAAGAUUUUACUGAGUUUUAUCUAAA